Cryphonectria parasitica EP155 is the source of this 747-nucleotide messenger RNA. RefSeq lists its product as uncharacterized. The annotation marks the transcript as partial. The transcript is spliced from 2 exons. The record is from RefSeq and is a predicted model, not a curated record. NCBI's taxonomy places the organism in Eukaryota, Fungi, Ascomycota, Sordariomycetes, Diaporthales, Cryphonectriaceae.
AUGAGCUACCGCGUAUCGGGGUCGGACAGUAAGAAGUUGGUCCAGCUCAAGGAGGUCGCUAAACAGGACGCUGGCGAGGGUACCCGUAGACCUGCCGACUCUGAGGAACAUAAUAGGGGCUCUGCCGUCGGUGAGUUCCACGAGCCUCUUGUCCACAGUGCCAAUGAGCCUCUCGAGCUAGACAAGCACAUUAGAGAGCUUGCUGCCAUCGACAACACCGAAGACCGGGCCCAGCCGGAGCAGCAAGCUGAGAAGCCUGCCUUCGACCACAAUAUCAACUUGCCUCCCCAGCUCAAGGAUAAGAUGGUAGCUGCCGUCAUCAUAAGACUAUUCAGCCCGUUGUUCUUGUUGCUAGCCAGCCCAGUGGGCACGAGGACCAGAUACGAGACCCCCGAAACCACCAUGCCCUUCACGCUGCCCGGCUUGUUAUCGACUAUAAUUCUCAGGCUAUUGCUGACGGUAGCACCAAGGCUGCCCUUCUUGAGGAGUAUGCCGGACAGGCCGCUGUUCAUGCUGUCAACAAAGCUGGCCAGCCUGUGGGAGACAAUGAUCGAGGCGCUUUUCAAGCCCAUCAGCAACCCCAGCCUUCAGGCCCGCAUGAUGUUCCCUGAUCCUCAAUGCCUCGCCAGUCCUCCAGCCUUUCUGAUGCGGCAAACUUUUGUCCAACAGGCUCACGAAGCCAAGGCGAAGCACCGAGGACAUGUCACCUUGGCCGCCAUGCAGGAUCCGGGUGUCCCCGGCCAAUCU